Molecule: messenger RNA, 1870 nt
Organism: Capsella rubella
Lineage: Eukaryota; Viridiplantae; Streptophyta; Magnoliopsida; Brassicales; Brassicaceae
Product: putative DEAD-box ATP-dependent RNA helicase 44
Exons: 2
Coding region: 1-1848 (615 amino acids)
Biological process (GO): mRNA splicing, via spliceosome
Cellular component (GO): catalytic step 2 spliceosome
Molecular function (GO): ATP binding; RNA binding
Source: RefSeq, a predicted model, not a curated record
AUGAAGCGAUCGUUCCAAGGAUCCAUGCUAACUACUACGGAAAAGGAGGUUCUCGAUCCCACCGUUGUUAAGAAACCCGUCUUCCUCACCAAAGCUCACAGAGAAGAAUUAGCCCUAAAACGCCGCCACGAUAAAACCGAGGAUCGUCAUCGCCGCCUCGUUCAGAUCACUAGCUCCAAUUCCGAUAAUAGCGAUGGAAACCGUUACCGAGAUCGGACUAGAGAACGAGGCCGCGACCGUGACAGAGACAGAGAGAGCGAGCGUGAGUAUCGUGAACGUGAAGGCAAAGCUAGGGCUGAGAAAUCAGUGAAGUUAGAGCGUGAGAAGGAGAUUAACGCCAUGAAAGAGCAAUACCUAGGAACCACGAAGCCUAAGAAGAGAGUCAUCACGAAGCCGAGCAAGAAGUUCUGUUUUGAUUGGGAGAACACUGAAGAUACUUCCAGUGGAGAUAUGAAUGUUCUAUACCAAAACCCUCACGAAGCUCAGCUUCUGUUUGGGAGAGGGUUUCGCGCUGGGAUAGAUCGCCGUGAACAGAAAAAACAAGUGGCGGCUAAGAAGCGUGAGGAAAGAGAUAAGCACUGGAGCGAGAAGAAGUUAGAGGAGAUGAGUGAAAGAGAUUGGCGUAUUUUCAAGGAAGACUUUAAUAUAUCUUAUAAAGGAUCCAAGGUUCCUCACCCGAUGAGGAACUGGGAAGAGGCUAUACCUUUAGGACUUGAACAGAGAGAUGUUAUCGGCAUUGCAGAGACUGGUUCAGGCAAAACCGUUGCUUUUGUUCUGCCGAUGCUAUCUUACAUAUCAAGAUUGCCACCAAUGAGGGAAGAGAAUCAGAGUGACGGUCCUUAUGCUCUUAUUCUUGUUCCAACAAGAGAGCUUGUAAAGCAGAUUAAAGAAGAGACGGUUAAGUUUGCACGUUAUUUGGGGUUAAAAGUGAUCUCCAUCGUUGGUGGGGAGUCAAUAGAGAAACAAGCGUUGAAGCUAUCACAAGGAUGCGAGAUUUUGAUUGCCACGCCUGGUCGAUUGCUCGAUUGUCUUGAGACAAGGUACGUGGUGUUGAACCAAUGUAACUAUUUGGUUCUUGAUGAAGCUGACCGUAUGAUUGAUAUGGGUUUUGAGCCACAGGUUGCAGAAGUGUUAAAUGCAAUGCCUUCAAGUAAUUUGAAACCAGAGAAUGAAGAUGAAGAGCUUGAAGAAAAGAAGAUUUACAGAACUACGUAUAUGUUCAGUGCCACAAUGUCUUCUAGUGUAGAGCGUCUCGCUAGAAAGUACAUGAGGAAUCCAGUCGUGGUCAACACUGGGGAGACCACAAAGCUGGUCUUUCAACAAGUGAUCAUGAUCAAAGAAUCAGAAAAGUUCUCUAGGUUAAAGAAACUGAUCGAUGAGCUCGGUGAUGAGAAGACAGCGAUUGUGUUUGUGAACACCAAGAACAAGGUUGACUUCAUCGUCAAGAAUCUAGAAAAGAUAUCAAGGUGUCGUGUGACAACAUUGCACGCAGGGAAGUCGCAAGAACAGAGAGAUAUCAGCUUAGAAGGGUUCAGACAAAAGAGAUUCAACGUUCUUGUUGCAACAGAUGUUUUAGGCCGUGGGCUUGAUAUUCCUGAUUUGGCUCACGUCAUCAACUACGAUAUGCCUAACGCAAUAGAUAUGUAUACGCAUAGGAUUGGACGAACUGGACGAGCAGGGAAGACAGGUGUUGCGACAACGUUCUUGACUCUCGAGGAUAAAGAUGUGUUUUACGGUCUGAAGCAGAAGCUUGUUGAAUCUAAUAGUUUGGUGCCACCUGAACUUGCGAGACAUGAAGCCUCUAAGUUUAAACCAGGAACCAUUCCUGAUAGAUUCUCCCAUUUUUAGGGAUAUGGUGUUAGUAACGUUA